AGAAAAGAGAUCUGUGUUUGUGGUUUAGACCCGUCGCUCUUGUAUAGUCAGUUGGUUAUUGACACAUUGCCAAUAUGGCGGUAAAGUGAAAAAGGCUUGUGCAGCAUGCAUCGUGAUCUCAUUCUCGCGCAGUGAGUGUUUUCCCAGAUUUGAUCUGAGACCUAUUGCUGGCAGCUAUAACUAUGAUGCCAAGUUUACGGAAGAAAGUUGCUGGUUUUAUGCGCCAACUAUCUAUUAGCAACUUGGCUGGGGCUGUGGAAAGUAUAGGUCUUGGAGAACAGUCACUUCAAAGUCCACAAUCGUUAACUGAGGAAUUUCCUGGUGGCUGUUUUAUCACACGUUAUCUCAAUGGAUUAGAAACAAAACAAGAAGGCCCGUCAAUUUUACACGGCCGAAAUCCAGAAGAAUUGCCGAGUAGGCAACUCGAUAAUUUUCAAGAAAAUGAAGAUAUAUUUGCAGCUUAUACCGGUCCCGAUAGUGGUCUUACAGCAGUCAAUCUUCAACAGAAACAUUUAAGUAUUAGUGACACUGAUAUAGAUUACAUUGAUAUGUUAGAUCAAAAUGAACAGUAUAGAAGUGGAUCAACAACAUCAAAUAUUAAAAUUGCUGGAGUUACUGAUUGGUGUAAUCCUCAUGAAAACGCAUAUGGAAUUGCAACUACACUAUAUGAAAAAAAUCCUACAAAUAAUAUUAACAAUGGAGAACCAAUAGCCGAUUGUUUCGGCAUUGUGGCAAGACCAAGCUCUGCCAUAUUAGCUCUUGCAGAUGGUGUCAAUUGGGGUACAAAAGCGAGUAUAGCAGCCAGAUCUGCAGUUCAUGGAAGUAUAGAGUAUUUGAACCAGGCUCUGUUCUGUCCAUCUAUAAAUAGCGAAAUGACAACAAAAGAUGUAUUUAUAGCAUUACUUCGUUCAUUCCAUGCAGCACAUUCACUAAUUCUUCAGGAACAAGGAAUGCUCACUACCUUAACAGUAUGCACAAUCCUUCCACUGCCAAAUUCAAGUACUGAUACAAAUAUAUGCCAGAAAAAAUAUAUUGCCUGUACCUGCAAUGUUGGUGACAGUCUAGCUUAUGUAUACUCGAGGAAAACUGGGGUGAGAGAGAUAACACGAGGAUCUCACGAUAUUCACUGCAUGCGAGACAUGCGAGAUGCCUUAGGAGCUCUAGGUCCAGUGGAUGGCUCUAAUCCUGAAUUGAAUAACUUAACGCUGGCCAUAACUGAAGUUGAAAGAGGAGAUAUAGUAUUUUUGACGAGCGAUGGAAUUUCGGAUAAUUUUGAUCCUGUAGUGGGAAAAUUUGCAGUCUUACCAAAUUACAAUAGUAGUGCUGACGCCAUGAUAAAGAGUUACGAUGCAAGAUCAAAAACGCGUCGAAAAUCUACAGAAAAUCUCCGACACACAGAAUCAAGUAAUAGUAAUAAUGUGAAUAGCAACAAUCUACCAGUAGUUGAAGCUUAUCAAAGACACGAACUCACACUACUCAGAAUGGAAGAUCUGUUGAGACGUGGAGUUUCUGGAGAAGGACCGCCAUGCAAUAGUGCCAAACAUUUGUGCGAACUUCUUUUAGACUUUGCGGUGCGCAUAACUGCUGCAAAAAGACGAAUUCUAGAAGACACGGAAUUGUAUUAUGCACAACAUAAAGACGGUCAAUUGAUACAGCUUUCAAAGCAAGAGCAGAGAUCUCGAAGAAAAAAGACACUAGAGAAGAUAUCUAUGAUACCUGGCAAACUAGACCAUGCGACAGUCGUAGCGUAUGUAGUUGGAUCCUAAAUUUCUUCAAAGUGUAAUAUGUAAUCAAUAACAAUGAUAGAGCAUACGUUUUAUAGUUUGUAUAGAAAUUAAUUGAAUUUUCUAUAUUUUUUUUCUAACAGUCUUAUUUGUAGUAUUAAAUAAAAAGAAAAUAUAUCUUUUACACAAGAAUCUAUGUGUCAAAUUAUCAGUAUUCUAAAUCAUCUAAUUAAAGAUAAAAUAAAAGAUAUAUAAAAAUGUAUCUAAGAUAAGAUGGAGACAUAUAUUACAUUUUACAAAUUUAUGUAAAUGAAAUUAAGUAUAUCACCUAAAUAACUGUAAAUUUAAUAACAAUUUU
Messenger RNA from Cataglyphis hispanica, 2082 nucleotides. RefSeq names its product PP2C-like domain-containing protein CG9801. The transcript has 8 exons. Bases 183 to 1766 code for a protein of 527 amino acids. The record is from RefSeq and is a predicted model, not a curated record. Lineage: Eukaryota; Metazoa; Arthropoda; Insecta; Hymenoptera; Formicidae.